This is a messenger RNA of Ambispora gerdemannii, 246 nucleotides long. Lineage: Eukaryota; Fungi; Glomeromycota; Glomeromycetes; Archaeosporales; Ambisporaceae. The record is from the annotation of a GenBank genome assembly.
AUGAGUAACUCUACUUUCACCUUACACCCAUCGAAGACGGCUAUGGAUACCAGAAAUGAUCUCGAAAUGCAUCAAACCAAUGGCGAAGAGGAGCGAGAAAGUGGCACGUCUACCAUACAAGUACGAAAGAUUGCAGUGAACGAUGCCUUAUCCGCGUCUGAAAACAAUCUGAAAGCGUAUCGAAAUAUUCGCAAAGGCAAACAAGCAGGCACAAGCUCUUUACACAACUUUCCUUCUACUAUACAA